Molecule: messenger RNA, 2373 nt
Organism: Elephantulus edwardii (Cape elephant shrew)
Lineage: Eukaryota; Metazoa; Chordata; Mammalia; Macroscelidea; Macroscelididae
Gene: AMER1
Product: APC membrane recruitment protein 1
Exons: 2
Coding region: 1-2373 (790 amino acids)
Biological process (GO): regulation of canonical Wnt signaling pathway
Cellular component (GO): plasma membrane
Molecular function (GO): phosphatidylinositol-4,5-bisphosphate binding; beta-catenin binding
Source: RefSeq, a predicted model, not a curated record
AUGGAGACCCAAAAGGAUGAAACUGCUCAAGACAAGAGAAUAGCCACUUUGAGGAAUAGCCAGGCUGAAGGGACAGUGAAAGGAGCCAAGAACAAGAUAGCUGAGGUAAAAGAAAGGCCAAUGUCAGAGAUAUCUGGCCCAGGCAGGCUGAGGAAAACCGCUAUGAAACUUUUUGGUGGUAAGAAGGGCAUCUGUACAUUGCCUAGUUUUUUUGUAGGGGCACGAAGCAAAGGUGCUAGGAAAGCCAGCUCCAGGAAAAGUCUCAGCAAGAUCAGAAUUCAUGAUGGCUUAAGUGAGUUAAACGGUGUCCCUGAAGAUGUUGCCAGUGAGGGAAGUGGCUUCACCCUACCUUUGCCUGAGUCAUCCAUCGAUCUUCCCAGCUCCCAAAGUGCCAGUAGAGCUUUGGAUACAGGCUCAAGGAGUAAAUUAUCUGUGCUUGGAGUCACAGAGAAGGCUGAAGCUGACAAGGUUCCCUUUGUGCUCAAGCCAAAGAAGGGUCUGAAAGGUUUUUUCAGCAGCAUACGCCGUCACCGGAAGGGAAAGUUCAUUGGGUCUGAACAAAGUGAACCUGAAGCCAAGGUGCUUGAAGAUGUUAAAAUCAGUUCUAAUGAACAUAUGGGUUCAGUCUCUCUGCUCCACUCUGAGGAAACCUUCCAAUACUCAAGCAAGGAAGAUGCCAAAUUAAAAACUGCCUUUAUGUCAAAAUUUUCUCCAGCACCAGAUCCUUCUUUACCAGUUACUGAGAAAACAGCUUAUAAAGACCCAGAAAAACUGAUGGAGGUGUAUAAUUCAGCACUGUUGCAGCUCAAACCUGUCCCUGAAGCCAGUGGCCUUGAGCAGCCCAGCAGUCCAGAAACAGGGAACAAGAUCUUGACAAGAGAGGUAAAUCCACCCAGUGGUCCUGUGGGGGAUCAAAUAAGCCUUUUGUUUGGGGAUGUCACAUCUCUGAAAAGCUUUGACUCCCUGACAGGUUGUGGGGACAUCAUAGCUGAGCAAGACAUGGACAGCAUGACAGACAGCAUGGCUUCUGGAGGCCAGAGGGCCAACCGAGAUGGGACCAAGCGAAGUUCUUGCCUCGUGACUUACCAGGGAGGUGGGGAGGAGAUGGCCUUGCCAGAUGAGGAGAAGGAAGCUGAGGAGGAAGAAGUAGUGGUUAAAGAGGAAGAUAAUGGCUUAGAAUAUCUAUGGGCAAGUAUCCCAAUGUACCCAAAGCCCAACCUGAACAUGGGCUACCAUCCCACCACAUCCCCAAGCCACCACAACUACACACUCCUUGAUCCAAUUCAGUCUUAUCCUGGCCUAGGCCAUGGGGACCUUUUGACUCCUCAAAGUGACCAGCAAGAGUCUGCCCCCAACAGUGAUGAAGGUUAUUAUGAUUCCACUACACCUGGAUUUGAGGAGGAUUCAGGUGAGACCCUGGGACUUGUCCACAGGGAUUACCUGCCCCGGGAUAGCUAUAGUGGAGAUGCCCUUUAUGAGUUUUAUGAGCUAGAUGAUAGUUUUGAAAAUUCUCCACCUGGAGAUGAUUGCCUUUAUGAUCUCCAUAGUUGCAGCUCUGAAAUGUUUGACCCCUUCUUAAACUUUGCAUCAUUUUUUCCCUCUGGGCCACCUGGGGCAAUGGAGACAGAGGAGGAACGACUAGUGACCAUCCAGAAACAGUUAUUGUAUUGGGAGCUUCGGAGGGAACAGUUUGAGGCUCGAGAGGCCCAGGAGGCACAUAUUCAAGAGGCUUAUGUCCACACCAGGGACAGCUAUACCCAAGAAGCUCAUACCCAGGAAAUUCAUACCAGAGAUAUCCUAGCCAAAGAGGCCUAUGCUAGGGAGAUGCAAGCCUAUGAGACCAAUGCCAAGGAAGCCUGCACUCAAGAGGCCAGUACUACAGAGGCCCAGGCUCAGCAAGAGAAGCACACUAUAGUGUAUCAGACGAGGCCUUUAAGCCCAUCAGUGAUAGGUUUGGUAAUAGAAUCAUCAGGAGUCUCUCAAACUUUCCACCAAGGUACCACCUCUGCUUUUCCUGCCACUGGAAGCAGUAAACCAGACUGGAGGGACUUCCGUCCACUAGAGAAGCAUUUUGAAGGAACCUGCUCCAAGAAAGAUCAAAGUGCCUGCCUGAUGCAGCUUUUCCAGAGUGAUGCCAUGUUUGAGCCAGACAUGCAAGAAGCAAAUUUUCUAGGGUCCCCCAGAAGGUCCUAUCCUACAUAUUCACCUCCUGAGGAGCCAGAGGAAGGGAAGAUUGAGAAGGAAGGGAAUGCCACUGUGAGUUUCUCACAGGCCCUGGUGGAGUUCACCAGCAAUGGGAACCUCUUCUCCAGCUUAAGAUGCUCAGGUACUGAAGACAAAUGCCAGGUAACUCAGGCACAGGGUACCUGGUAA